GUUGGUCUGUGUUGGCACAACAGUUUUGGUUUGUGUGCCGGGGGUGAGCUGGUUUACUCUCUCUCGCGUCACUUCACACACAAACGCACUCUCCUCUCCGUCUUGUGUGUUCCUUCCUGCUUGGCGACUCCACCGACACACCCCUCGACGCCCUUGCGUUUUCGCCAUGGAUCACGGCAAGAAAGUGUGGGCCCCCCACAUUCAGGAGGGGUUCAUCCUCGGCGAGAUUGUCGACUUUGGCACCGACACUCUCUCCGUGCAGCCCGCAGAUGGUGGAAAGAUCAUCGAGGCCCCUUACGAUGCCGUCUACCCUGCCGAGGAAGACGGCGCCAAGGACCAGGAUGACAACUGCGCCCUCAUGUACCUGAACGAGGCCACCCUCCUGCACAACCUUCGCCGUCGUUUCAUGAACGACAAGAUCUACACCUACACGGCCAACAUUCUCCUGGCCAUCAACCCAUACCACACGCUCGACAUCUACUCCUCGGAGAACAUUGCCAAGUACCGCGGUGUCUCCCUCGGUGUCCUGCCGCCCCACGUUUACGCCAUUGCCGAUAAGGCGUACCGUGACAUGCGCAACCUGCAGCUGAGCCAGGGCAUUGUUGUGUCUGGCGAGUCUGGUGCCGGUAAGACCGAGUCCACCAAGCAUCUGCUGCGCUACCUGACGGAGUCGUACGGUGGCGGUGGCGCCGUCGAGAACCUGGAGAGCCGCAUCCUUGCCGCCAACCCCUUCCUCGAGUCCUUUGGGAACGCCAAGACCACCCGCAACAACAACUCGUCCCGCUUUGGCAAGUUUGUUGAGCUGCACUUCAACCGCAACUACCUCGUCUCCGGCGCCCACAUUGAGCACUACCUGCUGGAGAAGAGCCGCAUCAUCGACCAGUCGGACAAGGAGCGCAACUACCACGUCUUCUACCGCAUGUGCAAGGGCGCCCCAGACUCGAUGAAGCAGGCGCUCAACCUCGGCGACGUGGCCUCCUUUGCCUACCUCAAGAAGGGCAUCACGGGCGACAUCCAGUUCCUCGACGACGUCAAGGACUUUGCCGUCAUGGAGAAGUCCAUGAACGACUGCGGCCUCGACGCCAAGGAGAAGGCCGACGUCUUCCGCAUCUCCGCCGCCGUCCUGCACAUUGGCAACGUUGGCUUUGAGGAGAGCGGCGACGGCUCCAGCGUCAGCGGCGACACCAUGGGCUCGCUCGAGGGCGUGGCCAAGGUGCUCGGCCUGGAGAAGGACGCCCUCAACGACGCCCUCUGCUACAACACCAUCAACAUCCCCGGCUCGGGCCCCUCCAAGAAGGGCAAGCCCGUUGCCGAGGCCUCGUACGGCCGCGACGCCCUGGCCAAGGCCCUCUACUCCAAGCUCUUCGACUGGAUUGUCACCCGCAUCAACAAGUGCUUCCCCUUUGACAAGUCCGAGAGCUUCAUCGGCGUGCUGGACAUUGCCGGCUUUGAGUACUUUGAGGUCAACUCGUUUGAGCAGUUUUGCAUCAACUACUGCAACGAGAAGCUGCAGCAGUUCUUCAACGAGCGCGUCCUCAAGGACGAGCAGGAGCUCUACGUCAAGGAGAGCAUCAAGUUCAAGGAGGUCGAGUACGUCGACAACCAGGACUGCAUCGACCUCAUUGAGCUCAAGCCCGAGGGCAUCCUCUCCAUGCUCGACGAGGAGUCCAAGCUGCCCAAGGCCACCGACGGCAACUUCACCGAGAAGCUCCACGCCAAGCACAAGAACCACUUCCGCCUGCAGCUCCCGCGCAAGUCCAAGAUGGCCUACUACAAGAAGCUGCGCGACUCGGAGGGCUUCAUCAUCCGCCACUUUGCCGGCGCCGUGUGCUACCAGACGGACGGCUUCAUCGACAAGAACAACGACGCCCUCACCUACGACCUCUUCUCCCUCAUGGACUCGUCCAAGGACGAGUUCACCAAGCAGCUCUUCGUCCCCAGGGAGGGCGAGCCCGUGCCCAAGCAGGGCAAGAUCACCCUCAUCUCCCUCGGCAACAAGUUCAAGGUCGCCCUGGGCCAGCUCAUGGACAAGCUGCACUCCACCCGCUCCUCCUUCAUCCGCUGCAUCAAGCCCAACCAGAAGAUGCAGCCCAAGCUCUUCAGCGGCGGCGACAUUCUCUCCCAGCUCCAGUGCGCCGGUAUGGUCUCCGUCCUCGACCUCAUGCAGGGCGGCUUCCCCUCCCGUACCGCCUUCCAGGACCUCUACGACAUGUACAAGUCCGUGCUCCCGCCCGCCCUGGCCCAGCUCGACCCGCGCACCUUCGCCAAGGCCCUCUUCAAGGCCCUCGGCCUCAGCGAGGACGACUUCCAGUUUGGCGUGUCCAAGGUCUUCUUCCGCCCGGGCAAGUUUGCCGAGUUUGACACCAUCAUGCGCGCCGACCCGGAGAACCUGGCCAACCUCGUCAGCAAGGUCAUGGAGUGGCUCAUCAAGCAGCGCUGGAAGAAGAUUGCCUGGGCCACCGUGUCCUGCCUCAAGUUUGCGGCCAAGAUCCGCGCCCGCGCCGGCGCCGCCGUCACCAUGCAGAAGACCAUCCUCAUGUUCCUGGCCCGCUCCCGCCACAAGCCGCGCUACGAGGGCGUGAAGCAGCUCAACACCCUGCGCAGCCAGCUCGACGUCAUGAACGAGACGGUGGACAAGCUGGCCAAGAACAAGGAGAAGUACCAGAAGCUGGUGGCCGAGGUUCGCGACGCGCUCGAGUCUGACAUUGUCAAGGUCAAGGCGGACGAGACCAUCACGCGCGAGCAGAUUGAGAAGAUGGCGGCCACCAUGCAGACCAAGAUGGACAAGCAGCUGGCCAGCAUCAAGAAGGAGCAGGAGAAGCAGAAGCUCGCCGCGGAGGCGGAGCGCCUGAAGAAGCUGGCGGAGGAGAUGGAGCGCCAGCGCAAGGAGAAGGAGGAGGCCGAGCGCCGCCGCAAGGAGGUCGAGGAGGAGGCCCAGCGACAGAAGGAGAUGGAGCUGCAGGCCAGGAAGGAGGCCGAGGAGGAGGCCAAGCGCAUGGAGAAGAUGCGCAUCGAGAAGGAGAAGGAGGAGGCCAAUAAGAAGCUGCAGGCGAAGCGCGCCGAGGAGCGCAAGCGCGAGCACGAGGAGGCUCAGCGCCUGGAGCAGGAGCGCCGCGACCAGGAGCUGGCCAUGCGCCUCGCCCAGGACCAGGCCAACCCAGACGCCGCCCUCACGGACGAGACCAAGGACGCCAUUGCCAAGGGCCCCGCCGUCAAGCGCAAGCAGCUCACCCGCGCCACCACCUUUGCCAACAAGAAGCAGGAGGCCCUGCACAAGAAGCACGACCUGUCCAAGUGGAAGUACGCCGACCUGCGCGACACCAUCAACACGUCGUGCGACAUUGACCUGCUGGAGGCGUGCCGCGAGGAGUUCCACCGCCGCCUCAAGGUUUACCACGCGUGGAAGAUGAAGAACAUGAAGAAGAACCAGAAGCAGCCGUCGCGCACCCCGGCCGGUCUCCGUGGUGCCGCCGAGCAGCGUGGCGCCGCCCCCGCGCCGCCCAAGAAGAAGAAGUCCAAGAACGAGCGCCCGCAGCGCUACUUCCGCAUCCCGUUUAUCCGCCCCGGCGACAAGAAGCAGGGCUACCGCAAGAAGGGCUGGUGGUUUGCGCACUUUGACGGCCAGUGGAUUGCGCGGCAGAUGGAGCUGCACCCGGACCAGUCGCCCGUGCUCCUCGUUGCCGGCAAGGAUGACAUGGAGAUGUGCGAGCUGAGCCUGGACGAGACGGGCCUCACCCGCAAGCGCGGCGCCGAGAUUCUUGCCCGCGAGUUUGAGGAGGAGUGGAAGCGUCACGGCGGUCAGCCCUACGUGCGUGCUCAACCAAAGGGCAAGAAGUGAAGAGGUGCAGUGAAAGCGAGGGUGGUCAUGUCAUGAUGAAGCGAUUGUUGUCCCGCCCGCCCUACAACUUCUUUCUCGUUUGUCGUUGCUUUUAUGUGCUGUGGUUUGUGUGUCUGUGUGUGUGUUUGGUCUUCUCUGAACGAGUGUUUAGUGUGCUGUGUGUGCGUGUGCUUUUUUGUUGUCCUUUGUUCCUCUUCUCUUGCCUCAACUUCCUCUUGGGCUUUUUCUGGUUUCAGUUUGUUUGCCACAUGAAGAAAACAGUGAUGGUACUUCAGUCAACAACAGCUGUGGCAGGAUGAUGGUCCUCACAUGAGUUUCAAUGGUCGACAAGCAGGGGAGAAACAAAGCUGACGAGUUGUGUGGUUGUCAUUAACGGCGUUCAUCAGAGCUAACGAAAG
Molecule: messenger RNA, 4236 nt
Organism: Salpingoeca rosetta
Lineage: Eukaryota; Choanoflagellata; Craspedida; Salpingoecidae
Product: myosin
Exons: 4
Coding region: 167-3838 (1223 amino acids)
Biological process (GO): endocytosis; vesicle transport along actin filament; actin filament organization
Cellular component (GO): myosin complex; cytoplasm; actin cytoskeleton
Molecular function (GO): microfilament motor activity; ATP binding; actin filament binding
Source: RefSeq, a predicted model, not a curated record